This is a messenger RNA of Penicilliopsis zonata CBS 506.65, 1839 nucleotides long. RefSeq lists its product as hypothetical. Lineage: Eukaryota; Fungi; Ascomycota; Eurotiomycetes; Eurotiales; Aspergillaceae. The transcript has 6 exons. Bases 1 to 1839 code for a protein of 612 amino acids. Gene Ontology annotation, molecular function: acyltransferase activity, transferring groups other than amino-acyl groups; O-methyltransferase activity. The record is from RefSeq and is a predicted model, not a curated record.
AUGUUCGGCGUGCGGCGGGCAGCCCCCCCCGACGUGCCCGCCCUGAAGAGCUUCCUGACGCCGCUGUUCACCGAGGGCGAGUUUGGCGACGGGCUGGUGUUUGGCGAGCUCGAGAUGGAGGAUUACCUCGACUGGGCGCUGCCACGGGCGCUGGUCGACCCGGCGAAGCUGGUGUAUGUGCUCGAGUUCACGGCCAAGAGCUCGGUGCGGACGUACGGGCCGCGUAUCGUGGGCUGGUUCUGUAUACUGCUUGACGAGCCCGGCCAUGUGCCACAGGGACUCGCGUUUUACAAGACCCGCCUGCUCAAUUCCAUCCAGGAUAUCCAGAUCUGGCCCAACAAACAGGCCGCAGAGGUGCACCGCCGCUUCACGACGCUCCUGGCCCGCCAGCAGGACGCCCGCCGGGGGAUGCAGGCCUCCCCGUCCGGCGCCCAGCUGGCCUGCUUCGCUGUCCACCCUAAAUUCCGGGGCGUCGGUCUCUGCAGCCGCAUGCUGGCCUGGGCCGCCGAGGUGGCCCAGCAGGCGGGCCUGGCGUCUCUCUAUUACCUGGCGGAAGAUGGCAAGCCGUUUGUCGCCCAGGGUGUAUACCAUACCCCUCAGUCAUACCUACACAUCAUGACGGUCGGCAAUCCCGCUCGGGUUUCCGACACUCGCGAUCUGGCAUCCCUGGCCAAGAUCUUGACGACCCGUCUAGACAGCUAUCUCGGCGAGGAGAACCGCGAGGAGUCCAAACGCGAGGUGGUGCGUGCCUGCGAGAAGAUCGUCUCCCUGGUCCAGACGCCGUUUGAACGCAUCUUUGUCGAGACGGCCGGAUAUGUCGUUUCCGCCGUUGCUUCCAUCGCCGUCGCCCUGCGGCUGCCGCAUCAUGUCUCGGCAGAUGCCAGUCGUCCCUCGUCUCUCAGGGACCUUGCUGCCGCGACGGGAGCGCAAGAGGAACUAAUCUGGCGCGUCCUUCGCAUCCUGACGCAGAAAUACAUCUUCGAGGAGGUGGCGCCCGGCCAGUACAUCCAGAACGCGGCCUCGGAGACGCUGCAGCUGCCCGGAGUAGAAGCUUGGGUGGCAGUCAGCACCGACGACAUCCUGCAAGCAUCGGCCGCCCUGCUGCCCCUGCUGAAAGAAAACAACUUCCAGAUUCCCGUGGAGAGUGGGAGCUGUGCCUUUUCCAAAGCAUUCAAAACCAACCUGAAUCAAUUCGAGUAUUACUUCGAAGUCGACGCCGAACGCGGCCGCCGCGCCGCCAUGUCCAUGUCGGCCUUCAACACGACCUCCAUGUUCGCCGACUUCCCCUAUCCGUUCGACCGUCUCUCCCCAGGCGCCGUGGUGGUCGACAUGGGCGGCGGCAGCGGCCACGUCUCGGCCAACAUCGCCAAGCAGCACCCGCAUCUGCGGUUCAUCGUGCAGGACAGCGGCGAGGCCCUGGCGGCAGGCAAGGAAAACAAGGAACUCCGCCAUCUCCCGCUGGAAUGGCAGGAGUUGGGGCUGUUCGAUGCGCAAACCGUGCAGGGGGCCGAGGUAUACAUGAUCCGGCACUGCAUGCAUGGCUUCACCGACUCGGUGGCCUGCAAGAUCCUGCGUGGGGUGGCACCCGCGAUGGAAGCGGGCAGAUCGCGCAUCCUCAUCAUCGACUGUGUCGUGCCUGAUCUGAUCGGCGGCGACAGCAUGCCCUUUGUCAACGCGACGGAUAUCAUGGCGCUGCUGGGGGGAAAUGGCAAGCAACGCAAUGCCCGGCAGUGGCAGCAGCUGGUGCAAAUGGCCGAUCCACGGCUGCAGGUGGUGAACAUCUGGAAGCAGGAGAGUCUUGCUUCGGCGGAUGCCGUUAUUGAGAUUGAACUGCAUUAG